AUGGAUGAUUUUAAACAGUUGGGUCCAAAUGAGUUUCAAAGCUCUCAUAAAUUCCCCUAUCUAGUAGGGCUAUUGAACACUCAUGGGAAAUCUAUUGUUGAUUUGAUGCACCACCAUGAAACAUCCAAUGAUGAUCAUUCAGCCCUAGCCAAAUUACUCAAUAGACCUGAAGGGGAAAUACGUCAAUAUUUCAAAGCACUACAGAACGAUUUGUCAAUAGAGCCAAGUAAGGUGGACGACUUGUUUGAGGAAAGUGACGCGAUUACAACUGGGUUGCCUUCUGUUGAUCUUGAGUUGGGUGGAGUUGGUGGUGGUAUCCCACUUGGUGAAGUGACCGAGGUAUUUGGGGCUAGUGGUUGCGGAAAGUCGCAGUUUUUGUACCAGUUGAUUCAUAAUUGCGUCAUGCAGUACCCUGAAAGUAAGCCGAUUCUUGUUGCCACAGAAACAUUUAUGGAGUCUAAAAGAUUGGCAAACAUGUUUGAAGCAGAUGCUUUGAACAGUAUGGAUGUUGAUGCAAAAUUGAACCAAAUAUCCUACAUAUAUUGUCCUGACUUGGAAAGUCAAGAUCAUAUUUUAUUCACUCAGUUGUCUACAAAGCUACAACAAGAUAAGAGUACAAAACUUCUUGUCAUUGAUUCAAUUGCUCAUCAUUUUCGACGAGAAGAUGCCAUGUCGAAUGUCCUGUUCAUAAAAGACAAGAUCGAAGAGCAGGAACAAGAACUCGAAGACCAUGCUGAAUUUCAUGAGCUUAAACGACUAAAGAAUAAGUAUCUGAGAUUAGUAGGCACCAAAAGCGCAAAGUAUGCUACAAGGUCAACAAAAUUGCAUUAUUUAAGUCUAUUGUAUCGUCAUCUAACAAGAUUGGCAAGGCAGUUCAAUAUUGCCGUAGUGGUGGUGAAUCAAGUAAGUGAUCAUACUGCUGACUUUGUCAAUAACAAGAAUGUCAUCAUUGGUGAUGAAGAUGAUGAACUACUAUAUCCUUUAAAUUUAGAUUUUCAAAUCCCUAUUGCAUCGGGGUGGGAUCCCAGAACCAUAUUCAAAUACCUCCCUCCUUCGCAUGUGCAAUUGAACGAACGCGAUUUGGAAUUGUUAGAUUUGGAGUUGCAAAGAUCAUUUGAUACUCAGAGUGGCUCAUCAAACAAGAGACAGAAAGUGACCGAUGAAAAUGGUACCAGGUCGGUGCCGGUUAUGGAAGUAGAUCCUCGAUUGAACAAGACAAGAAUUAUUGACAUGCGUGAAAGUCAAGCUGAGUUGAUAAUGAAAGCACAUGAGUUUAAGAACAAGAGUACCAAAAGAGUUGUUCCUACUUUGGGAUACCCAUGGGCAACAAGGAUUCAAAAUCGAAUUAUGUUGAUGAAGACAUACAAACCACAAUUGAAAACGAGAGAAGAGUUGGUUCGAGAGAGUGAAGCCAAUGGAGGUAUAGAUUUAGAAACUGGAUUGUCUUAUGUGCAACUAUGUGAAGGUUUUACUUUAGCGUCGAAUGGGAGUAAAGAUCAAUCACAACAAUUACUGACGGCGCUGACAUCUACUCCUUCUUCUUCUGCUGCAACUACUACUGCGACCAGUGCAACUAGCGUUUCUACCAGUGCUACUUCACAAUCCAGUGUUUCUCUGUUGAUCAAGGGCUGGCAAGUUGAACGAUUCAUUAAAGUUGUACUGAGUACCCACAAUUUGAGAAAUGAUAGAUUCAAGAAUUAUUCCUUCACCAUCGAUAAAUAUGGAUUGAAACAAAUGUAA
Messenger RNA from Lodderomyces parapsilosis, 1740 nucleotides. It is a transcript of the gene RAD57, whose product is annotated as putative DNA-dependent ATPase. The transcript has a single exon. The coding region runs from base 1 to 1740 and encodes 579 amino acids. Gene Ontology annotation, molecular function: DNA strand exchange activity; ATP-dependent DNA damage sensor activity; single-stranded DNA binding. NCBI's taxonomy places the organism in Eukaryota, Fungi, Ascomycota, Pichiomycetes, Serinales, Debaryomycetaceae. The record is from RefSeq and is a predicted model, not a curated record. Gene Ontology annotation, biological process: mitotic recombination; DNA strand invasion; DNA recombinase assembly.